AUGGUACUGUUCGAGGUGAAGAAUUUAGUGGCCCUGUGCGGACUUUUGCUGCUGACCGGAAUGGAGCUUCGCGUCGAGGCAAGAGCGAAGAGGCAGGAGAAGGCAAGAAAAACAGAAGAAGAAAAUGUAGAAAAAAGCAGAAAAUCAGGAAAAAAAGCAGGAGAAAGCAAGAAAAAGAGAAGAAGCAGAAAAAUCAGGAAAAAAGCAGAUAAACAGAAAAAGCAAGAAAAGGCAGACAGAGAAAAGGAGAAAAAGCAGAAAACGCAAAAAAGCAGAAGCAGGAAAAGCAGAGAAAUUCAGAAAAGGCACGAAAAAAAACAGAAAAAAGUAAAAAGGCAGAAUUCUUUCAUUUGGCAGAAAAAUAAACAGAAAAAGCUGGAAACAGCAGAAAAGAGUAGAAAAAUCAGAGGAGCAGGAAAAAAGCAGAAGUGGAAAACACUGAAAAGAGAAAAAGGGAAAAACAGAAAAAGCAGAAAGAUGCAGAAAGCAGAAAAAACACAAAAAGCAAGAAAAAGCAAAAAUAUCAGAAAGAGUAGAGUAAAGAAAAGAGUAGAAAAAACGGAAAACAGGAAGAGCAGAAAAAGUAAAAAAAUGAAGCAAUACCAAAAAGACCAGAAAAAAACAGAAGAAGCAGAAAAUGCAAAAAAAUCUGAGCCUGAAGAAGCAGAAAAAGUACAGAAGCAAAAAAGUAGAAUAGGCAGAUAAACAGAAAAAGCAGAAGGAAAACUAGAAGCAAAAAAGCAGGAAAACUAAAAGAAGUAAAAAGGCAAAAAAAGCGAAAAAUGCAGACAAAUUCACAAAAAAUCAAAAAAGAAGGGAAAAUCAGACAGACUAAAAAAGAAAAAAACACCAAAAAAGCAGGAAAAACAAGUAGAAAAGGCAGGAAGAAGCAGAAAAUUAGUAAAAGCCGAAAAACAAGCAGGAAAAAAACAGAAAAGGCAGCAAAUCAAAAAAGCUGAAUCAGAAAAUGCAACAGAAAAUAGAAGAAGCAGAAAAAGUAAAAAAAUCAGGAAAAGCAGAAUAAACAGAAAAGGCCGAAAAGGUAAGAAAAAUAGCAGAAAAAGCAAAAGAUUCAGAAUAGCAGAAAAAGCAAAAAAAAACAGAAAAAGCGAAAGAUGCUGAAGAAGAAGAAGAAUCUGAAAAGGCAGAAAAAGCAAAGGAAAUGUGGAAGCAGAAAACGCAAAAAUAAAAGAAAAAGCAAAAAACAGAACAAGCAGACGGAGAAAAGACAAAAAAAAACAGAAAUAGUUGCAGUUAGAAACAGUAAAAACAGAAAAAGAGUAGAAAAGGCCGAAAAAACAGAAAGAGCAAAAAAGCAGAAAAAGUAAAAAUGCAAGAAACACCAAAAAGAGCAGAAAAACAGAAAAUGUAGAAAAAACAGAAAGAAUCGGGAAAAUCAGAAAAAGUACAAAAAGAAAAAAAACAAGAAGCAGGAAAAAGCAGAAAGACAGAAAAAACAAAAACGCGGAAGCAGAAAAAGCAAGAAAAAAAUAGAAGAAGCAGAAGCAGGAAAAAAAGAAAAAGUAGAGUAAGCAGAAGAAGCAAACACAAGAAGCAGCAAACGGAAAAAGUAGAAUGAUAGAAAAAGGCAAAAAAUAGCAGAAUAAUCUAAAAAAAAAUCAAAGAGGUAGAAAAAAGCAGAAAAACAGUAAAAGCAGCAACACCAAAAAUGAAAGCAGGAAAACAGAAGUAGAAAAAUCAGGAAGAAGCAGAAAAAAACAAGAAAUAGGAGAAAGCAGAAAACAGAAAAAGCAAAAAGGCAGAAGCCGAAAAAGCAAGAGAAAAUAGAAGAAGCAAACAAAGUAAAAAAUGUCAGAACAAGUAGAAGAAACAGAAAAAGCGGGAAAAGCAGCAGAAGGCAGAAAAAGUAAAAACAGAAAAGAGCGAAAAAGAAGACAAUCAGAAAAAAUCAGAAAAGGCAGAAGAUGCAGAAAAAACACAAACAGCAAAAAAACUAAAAUAUCAGAUCUACUCUUUCUGAUAUUUUUGAGUAAAUAGUAGAGUAAUGAGAAGAGUAGAAAAAGCUGAAGAACAGAAAAUGCAGAAAAGGCCAAAAAAGUAAAAAGUUAAGCAAUACCAAAACGACCAGAAAAAACAGAAGAAGCAGAAAAGGUAAAAAAAGCAGAAAGAACCGGAAGAAGCAGGAAAAGCAGAAAAAGUAGAACAGGCAGAAAAACAAAAGGCAGAAGAAAACUAGAAGCAGAAAAAGCAGGAACAAUAGAAGAAGCAGAAAAGAAUUUUUUCAAAUCAAAUCUAAAUCUAAAAAAUCAAAAAAGAAAGGAAAAGCAGACAAAUUGAAAACGCAAAAAGAAACACAAAAAAACACAAAAAAGCAGAAAAAACAGAAGUAGAAAAAAGUAGAAAAAGGAGAAAUAAGCAGAAAUAAGCAGAAAAAUUAGAAGAACAAGAAGCCGGAAAAAACAGAAAAGGCAGCAAAACAGAAAAGCAAAAAAGCAGAAUCAGAAAAAGCAAAAGAAAAUAGAAGAUGCAGAAAAAGUAAAAAAAAACAGGAAAGCAGAAGAAACAGAAAAAGCCGGAAAAGCAAAAAGGUAAGAAAAAUAGCAAAAAGAUCUGAAGAACCAGAAUAACAGAA
Molecule: messenger RNA, 2593 nt
Organism: Topomyia yanbarensis
Lineage: Eukaryota; Metazoa; Arthropoda; Insecta; Diptera; Culicidae
Exons: 3
Coding region: 1-705 (234 amino acids)
Source: RefSeq, a predicted model, not a curated record